Messenger RNA from Kickxella alabastrina, 2949 nucleotides. RefSeq names its product MCM2/3/5 family-domain-containing protein. Gene Ontology annotation, molecular function: single-stranded DNA helicase activity; 3'-5' DNA helicase activity; single-stranded DNA binding. Bases 265 to 2949 code for a protein of 894 amino acids. The transcript is spliced from 4 exons. NCBI's taxonomy places the organism in Eukaryota, Fungi, Kickxellomycota, Kickxellomycetes, Kickxellales, Kickxellaceae. Gene Ontology annotation, cellular component: MCM complex; nucleus. The record is from RefSeq and is a predicted model, not a curated record. Gene Ontology annotation, biological process: mitotic DNA replication initiation; DNA replication; double-strand break repair via break-induced replication.
AAAAAAUUUAUUUCUAGUCUAGGUCUUCUUUUCUUUGUUUCUGUACUCUAUUCUUGCUUGGCUAUUCCACACUUCUUUAAUUUAUCUUUAAAUCCCGUACAUUCCGCACAUUCCGCCCGCCCCAGCUCGCAGCCAGCAACAAAAAAAGAAGCAAAAACCACAUUCACAGCCAAAAACAAUGAGCAACAGGCGCAACCGCAAGAGGCAGGCCGAGACACUGUCCGACAACGAAGACGCCGCGCAGCCGGCGACGCCCGGUGGCGGAUGAACUUUCCGCCGAGCUCGCCAGGGCGCAUAGGCAUGGACGGGCCGCUGCCGCCGUCCAGUCCGCCGGCGUCGUCGCCGUUCAUGGGAUAUUCGCGGUAUGGCGACGGCGACGACGACGACGACGAGAUCGACGGCCUGGACGACGACCUGCCCGAGCGGCUCGAGGACGCCGAGCUGCGCGACGACGAGGGCGAGAUGCUGGCGCUGGAAGAGGACGACGACGGCGAGGACCUGUUCGGGCCCGGCAUGGAGAGCGACUACCGGCACAACGCGCAGCUGGACCGCUAUGACGCCGACAUGCUGGACGACACCGACUUUGGGUCGAUGGACCCGGCCGAGCGCGCGCGCAUCGAGGCGCGGCUGCGGCGGCGCGACUUUGAGGAGGGCCGUGGGCAGCCCAAGUCGCGCAUUCCACUGGCGUUCAUGCAGGACUUUGAGGACGCCGACGACGCGCGGUUUUCGCGCAGCGGGCGGCGCGCGGCCGGCGGGGUGGCGAGCAAGCACGCGCACCUGCUGGACAUGGCGCAGACGGCGGGCGACGAGGAGCGCGCGCUGACCAUGGACGACCUCAAGGACAUGAAGGGCCGGUCGGUGGCCGCGUGGGUCAGCGAGGCUGGGCCGCGCCAGACCAUUGCGCGCGAGUUCCGGCGCUUCCUGCUGUCGUACGUCGACGACGUCGGCGCGUCGGUCUACGGCGAGCGCAUCCGGCGGCUGGGCGCAGCCAACGGCGAGAGCCUGGAGCUGACGUACGCGCACCUGGCGCGCGCGCGGCCGCUGCUGGCGUACUUUUUGGCCAACGCGCCACGCGAGAUGCUGAGCAUCAUGGAUGACGUGGCCAUGGACGCCGUGCUGACGAUGUUCCCCGACUAUGCGCGCAUCCGCUCCGAGAUCCACGUGCGCGUGGCCGAGCUACCAACCACCUGCUCGCUGCGCGACCUGCGGCAGGCGCAGCUCAACAGCCUGGUACGCAUCAGCGGCGUCGUCAGCCGCCGUACCGGUGUUUUCCCGCAGCUCAAGUACGUCAAGUUCGACUGCGGCAAGUGCGGCGCCGUGCUGGGCCCGUUCUACCAGGACGCGCAGAACGAGGUGCGCAUCCAUAUGUGCGUCAACUGCCAGGCGCGCGGCCCGUUCUCGCUCAACUCCGAGCAGACCGUCUACCGCAACUACCAGCGGCUGACGCUGCAGGAGACGCCCGGGUCGGUGCCGCCGGGCCGGCUGCCGCGCCACCGCGAGGUCAUCCUGCUGUGGGACCUGAUCGACUGCGCCAAGCCCGGCGAGGAGAUCGAAGUCACCGGCGUCUACGCCCACACCAUGGACGCGGCGCUCAACAGCCGCCAGGGAUUCCCGGUCUUCAGCACUGUCAUCGAGGCCAACCACGUGUCGAAGCGCGCCGACGAGUUUGCGGCCGUGCGGCUGACCGAGGAGGACCGGCGGCUGAUCCGCGGGCUUGCGCGCGACGACGCCGUUGGCAAGCGUGUCAUCCGCGGCGUUGCCAAGGAUAUCGGCGGCAAGCUGCGCACGCGCGGCGACAUCAACGUGCUGCUGCUGGGCGACCCGGGAACGGCCAAGUCGCAGUUCCUCAAGUACGUCGAGGGCACGGCGCACCGCGCGGUGUUCACGACCGGCCAGGGCGCCAGCGCUGUCGGUCUGACCGCCAGCGUGCGCAAGGACCCGGUGACGCGCGAGUGGACGCUGGAGGGCGGGGCGCUGGUGCUGGCCGACCGCGGCGUGUGCCUGAUCGAUGAGUUUGACAAGAUGAACGAUGCCGACCGCACGUCGAUCCACGAGGCCAUGGAGCAGCAGAGCAUUUCGAUUUCCAAGGCCGGCAUCGUCACGUCGCUGCAGGCGCGCUGCUCAGUCAUUGCCGCCGCCAACCCCAUCGGCGGCCGCUACCGCCCGGCGCUGCCGUUCUCACAGAACGUCGAGCUGACCGAGCCGAUCCUGUCGCGGUUCGACGUUCUGUGCGUGGUGCGCGACGAGGUCGACCCGGUCAUGGACGAGAUGCUCGGCCGCUUUGUCGUGCAGAGCCACACACGGUCGCACCCGCUGUUCCAGCAACAGCGGCAGCAGCCGGGCGGCGCCGACGAGCCGCAGCCGCAGUCGGACGCCGACAUGGACGUGAUCCCGCAGGACCUGCUGCGCAAGUACAUUAUGUAUGCGCGCGAGAACGUGCAGCCGCGGAUGUCCGAGCGGUACUCUGACAAGGUCGCGCACCUGUACGGCGAGCUGCGGCGCGAGUCGCUGGCCACCGGCAGCGUGCCGAUCACCGUGCGCCACAUCGAGUCGAUGGUGCGGCUGGCCGAGGCGCACGCACGCAUGCACCUGCGCGACUACGUGCGCAACGACGACAUUGAGGUGGCCAUUCGCGUGGCGCUCGAGGGCUUCAUCUCGGCGCAGAAGCACUCGGUCAUGCGCAAUCUGCGUCGCAAGUUUAACAAGUACCUAUACACGCGCCGCGACCACUUUGAGCUGCUGUAUUACUUGCUUGGAAAGCUCGUGCAGGAGCGCUUGACCUUUUACGCUCUCAGGUUUGGUGGGAAUAUCCCGGAGCGGGUGGAGAUUUCAAAGCCCGAGUUUGAGUCGCAGGCUGCGUCCUUUGGCGUCAAUGACUGCGCUGCCUUUUAUACGUCACCGCUGUUUGUGCAACAGAUGUUCUCCAUUGACGCCGCGCGCGCGGCUUGA